AUGCCGGCCAACUUCAAGACAUAUGAGGCGCAAUCCCGCCUGAUCGCCUCGAUCAUCGCGGCCCAUCCCGAGCUGAAGCUCAACUACAAAGCUAUCGCGAAGCACUACGGCUCGGAGUGGACUGAGUCCGGCAUUGAGCAUCACUUCCGUCCCUUGAAGAAGGGCGCCCUUGCGCUUCGUGACCUAGUCGCCCAGGGCAAAGACACCAAAGACCAUGACGUUCAUUCGGCUGACGCCGACAAGCUGAAGAAGGCCGUUGAUGCGGGCCAGAGCCCUGCGUCCGCUUUGGGUAGGAGCCAGAGCGGUGCUAUUCCCGUCGCCACUCCCAAGUCCGCUCGCAAGCGUGUGGCCACCACGACCCCCAGAACCGCGAGCAGCAAGAAGACCCGGAAGGUGGCGCCCAAAGAAUCCGACGAGGAGGGCGAUGCGGAAGUGGACUAUGAAGCCCUCGACUCUACGCCAACUAAGGAGCCCAAGCGCCAAACUUAUAUCGACCAGGAUGUCUACCGCCGAGUCACUGGCCACACGCAUCAGCCGAUAAUGUCUGGCGCUCUUCCGGCCCUUGACACCGCGCAUGAGCCUACUCCGUCCGAGGAUGACUUCGUCCCGACUCCCACUCAGACAUUUGCCCCGGCCCAUUCGUUUAACUCUACACAGCCCUCGCAGACUGCGUACGCUUCUUCAUUCGACCAAGCCAAUAGCAUGUCAGAUGAUCGCUGGAACACCAUGGCCGAUGAUCACAAGAACUUUGUGGACCAGCAGUAUUACCUCGACAACGCAGACGGCGAGAUCUGA
Phaeoacremonium minimum UCRPA7 is the source of this 795-nucleotide messenger RNA. RefSeq lists its product as hypothetical. The record is from RefSeq and is a predicted model, not a curated record. The transcript is spliced from 3 exons. Bases 1 to 795 code for a protein of 264 amino acids. NCBI's taxonomy places the organism in Eukaryota, Fungi, Ascomycota, Sordariomycetes, Togniniales, Togniniaceae.